This is a messenger RNA of Arachis stenosperma, 1096 nucleotides long. RefSeq lists its product as uncharacterized. The record is from RefSeq and is a predicted model, not a curated record. The coding region runs from base 187 to 840 and encodes 217 amino acids. Lineage: Eukaryota; Viridiplantae; Streptophyta; Magnoliopsida; Fabales; Fabaceae. The transcript is spliced from 8 exons.
AAAAAAGUUUUCACAUUUCACUUCUUCCCCGACGCUCUGACCAGAAACCCUAGAAGAAUUGGAGUUCGAAGGUGGCAUGGAACCAUCACCAUCAAUGCGAUACAAUCUGCGAUCUCGUGGUCGUAUAAUCGGCAACCGCCUUUUGAGGUUACGCCGAGGAGUUCCAGUCUAUAAUCAUCACCAUUCAUGGUUGUUACUUAUACAAGCUUCAUGCUUUCUCUUCUAAUUAUUAUUUCUUUACUUAAUUAUCAUUCCUGCCGAAUUAGUGUUAUAUUGUUUUUUUUUUUCCUUUUUGUUUUUCCUUCACAAAUCAAUUUUGCUUGCAAUCAAAGUCAAAAGCCUUGUAGGCCCUCCGUUAAAAAAAUACAAAAGCCUUGUGGACCCUCAAUACAUAGAGGCACUGAUGAGGAACUAGGAAAUCAAAGGCCAACUCGUAGUAAAGAAUCAUACAGACUAGAGAGAUUACGGUUUUUUGGAGAGGAAGAACGGUACAAAGUUUAUGAUUAUGGGGAUGGGAUUAUGACGGCUUUCGAAAAAGUUGGUGAUUUUCAUCAACUGCACAUUUUGGGUGUGCCAAAAUCUUUUGAAUACAUGCAGAACUCAUCGGAUGAUGAUGUUCCUGUUAAGCACUUUUAUGCCCGGAUCCAUCAAGCACCCAAAAAGAAUACUCAUGUAGAUUACUGUGAGCCUUUUGAAGGAGAAGGACCUCCAUUGAGAGCAAGCAAGCUGAAGCUGAUGGAGAAGAUUCGGAUUCAGACUACUGGGAUGGUUACUCGGACCCUGAUGCCCCCCAAAAAAGAAAUCAGAGGAGCAUUAGCAGAAUUUAGGAGAAGGCGUUGAACCUAUCUUAGAAGACUUUAAGGACCAAUGUCCGAUCUUGACAGCACUUCAGGGUUAUAAUGCCAAAAUCUCAAGUCGGCACACUCAUCUUUAUCUGGCUGGAUCUUUACAGGCCUUAGACUUUUUGAAUAUUCUACUAUAUUUUUUCUUUUAUGUAGAAUUCGACUUUUUUUAGUGCGGUUUUCUUUAUUUCUAGUAUUGAGAAUUUUCUUUUAAGACUUCAUGAACAAUUAAUGAAAACCUCUUUUAUUCAUAC